GAUCUCUGUCUGAUGUCACCAUCUACGCUGAGCCAGGUCCUGUGAUCUUUCAAGGGAGUUUUGUAACUGUUGUGUGCUCAAACUCUGAUGACUCUGACACAGUACGCCUGGAGAAAGACAGCAACCCCUUUAUGGAAAAAGACACUGAGCCUUCUAUGACAGAGGAUCGAUUCCACAUUGGGCCAGUGAAUAAAACCAUGACUGGAUAUUAUCACUGUAUUUAUAGGAAAGGGAACAAAUGGUCCCAACGCAGUAAGAAGCUGGAGCUAAAGGUGAUCAAAGAACAUGUCACCCAGGUUUCUUCCCCAGGUCCAACAAUGACCUCAGGCAAUGUUAUCGAAGGUCACACCCUGGAGAGUUCAAUCAGGAUGGGUAUGGCAGUGCUGGUUCUUCUGAUUCUGCUGACAAUAUUGGCUGAGGCCUGUUGGAACUAUGAGGAGCACCACACGUUGAAAUGCCAGAACAGUGAACAGAUAAUCUGGCAGAAUUGACCUUGGAGAAAACUCCAUCUUCAGAGAUAUCCCCUGAUGGAUGAAGAAUAUAUUCAGGGUUGGGUCUUUUAUUUGGGGGGGGGUACUUGGAAAAAUGGCUGAACCUCAGUGGGCAAAGAACAUACCCCAGAUACUAGGAAUUCUUUAGGUGCAUUGAAACCUUAAAUAAACUCAUAGAUAGUAUGUGAGUUUUCUUCAA
Molecule: messenger RNA, 690 nt
Organism: Grammomys surdaster
Lineage: Eukaryota; Metazoa; Chordata; Mammalia; Rodentia; Muridae
Product: leukocyte-associated immunoglobulin-like receptor 1
Exons: 2
Source: RefSeq, a predicted model, not a curated record